Molecule: messenger RNA, 597 nt
Organism: Poecilia reticulata (guppy)
Lineage: Eukaryota; Metazoa; Chordata; Actinopteri; Cyprinodontiformes; Poeciliidae
Source: RefSeq, a predicted model, not a curated record
AUGGGUGAAUCGUUUGUCAUAGCAAUUGACUUUGGCACUGCGUUUAGCGGGUAUGCCUUUAAUAUCACACCCAGAAAGGAAAAAAGUGAACCAUACCUGCCAAGGUGGGGAAAGGAGUAUGGACUUGACUCCCCAAAGACUCCAACCUGCAUUUUGUUUAAUGAAGAUGAAACAUGUCUGAGUUUUGGCUAUGAAGCCAAAAUGACAUACAAGGAAAUGAGCGGAGAAGAAGCAAAGAAGCAUUAUCUCUUUGAAGACUUCAAGAUGGUCCUCUAUAGCAAAAAACUCAGCAGUGAUCUGGAGAUAAACGACGCCAGUGGAAAGUCUAUGAAAGCAUUGAAGGUUUUCUCAGAGUCCCUGAGAUUUCUUAAAGAAGAUGCACUAAGAACAAUCAGCCGAAACACAGAAGGAAAAAUCUUCUUGGCCUUCGACUUCACCUGGGUCCUGACUGUUCCUGCCAUCUGGGAUCUUUCAGCUAAACAGUUCAUGAGAGAAGCUGCAAUGCAGGCAGGUAUUAUAACAGAAGGAGAUGAGGAGAAACUGGUGAUGGCACUGGAACCAGAAGCUGCUUCAAUCUGGUGUAAGAAGCUUCCAUCU